Parastagonospora nodorum SN15 is the source of this 1131-nucleotide messenger RNA. RefSeq lists its product as hypothetical. The coding region runs from base 1 to 1131 and encodes 376 amino acids. The transcript has 2 exons. Lineage: Eukaryota; Fungi; Ascomycota; Dothideomycetes; Pleosporales; Phaeosphaeriaceae. The record is from RefSeq and is a predicted model, not a curated record.
AUGGCUGCUCCGAUUGCCGCAAGGAUGGAGGAUUACCAUGAAUUUCUCGAUCAGGUACACGGUAGACAAUGCAGGGUCACCACCUUCGACAGACACGGUACAGAUCUCGUAUACCCAACCAUUGAACAACAUCUCACAAUUUCGCAGAGCACCACCUAUAUGCCAUACGUGUAUUCCCCCUUGGAACUACCGGACCAAAUACGGCUCCUAAGGAUCCAUCCAGGUGAACCUGAAGACCCCAUCGAAACAUCACUCGUCACUGCAAGUCUGGAUGUCUCACCAGAUUACGACGCUUUGUCUUAUGUAUGGGGAAGUCACGCAGAUCGGUGUCAAAUUUGGGUUGAUGGGCUUACCGUAUGCGAGCGACCGAUCUGGAUUGACGCGUUCAGCAUCAACCAGGAAGACCUUAACGACAAGAGCCAUCAAGUGCGUUUAAUGUGCGACAUUUACCAAGGUGCAAGAUCGGUCGUGGUCUACCUCGGGAACGCCACUGACAAGACGGGCGAUGCCAUGCGAGCUUUACAGUAUUUGAUUCAGGCCCGGACUGAAACAGCCGAGCCUCCAUGGAUGCAUACAGAGUUGAUCGAUGUCGAAGAUGUGCUCCAGGAUAUCCUGGACCGACCGUGGUUCAAACGGAUAUGGACAGUCCAAGAGGCCACAUUGGCACGGCAUACAAUUCUGGUAUGUGGAGAGCACCGCCUCUCUUGGUAUGGAAACCUCCAAAGCCUGAGACGCAUCGCAUUUCGAAUCAAAAGCACCGCUAUAUCACCAUACUUCUCAGUAGCUUCCGGGCGCAAAAGCAAGCUCGACUGGUCUUCUUUGCUGGACAUUGUAGAGACGCAAAUGCGCCAGGCGGCGAGAAGAGAGGGUGCUGUCAUCCAUCGAAACCAACUAGAUCUUGCAUUCCAAUUCAGAUAUCGUCAGUCUGCAGACCCUAGAGACAACUACUUCGCUCUCUUCGGCAUCGUGGAGAACGAGAAUGGUGGCCGGCUCGAGUUCAAACCGGACUACUCGAUCAGUUUGAAGGAAUUACAUUUGCGGUACAUGGAAGAGAUUCAACGUAUCAGUGAGAUAGAGGAUGCACCGCCUUCUCCGACGCCAACCUACUCACAAGUCUGGGUUUGGAGCUGA